Messenger RNA from Mytilus californianus (California mussel), 1231 nucleotides. RefSeq lists its product as uncharacterized. The transcript is spliced from 12 exons. The record is from RefSeq and is a predicted model, not a curated record. NCBI's taxonomy places the organism in Eukaryota, Metazoa, Mollusca, Bivalvia, Mytilida, Mytilidae. Bases 71 to 1093 code for a protein of 340 amino acids.
UUUAGUUAAUACAGGGUUCCAGCAUUGUGAUAUAUCCAUUGUAGUCCUACUGUCGUACCAAGUAUCAAAAAUGUGGUCUACUGGUUUUGUUCUCUUGUGUUCCUGUGCAUUAGUAUUAGUACAGGCGGCUGGAAAACCGAUCUACAGGAGAUACAAUGGAUAUAACGGUUAUGUAGGUUACAACGGAUACAAUGGCGGUGCAGGAUACAAUGGGGGUGCAGGAUACAAUGGCGGUGCAGGAUACAAUGGCGGUGCAGGAUACAAUGGUGGUGCAGGAUACAAUGGUGGUGCAGGAUACAAUGGCGGUGCAGGAUACAAUGGCGGAGCAGGAUACACAGGCGGUGCAGGAAACAAUGGUGGUGCAGGAUAUAAUGGCGGUGCAGGAUACAAUGGCGUUGCAGGAUACAAUGGCGGAGCAGGAUACAAUGGCGGAGCAGGAUACAAUGGUGGUGCAGGAUAUAAUGGCGGUGCAGGAUACAAUGGCGGUGCAGGAUACAAUGGCGGUGCAGGAUACAAUGGCGGUGCAGGAUACAAUGGCGGUGCAGGAUACAAUGGCGGUGCAGGAUACAAUGGCGGUGCAGGAUACAUUGGCGGUGCAGGAUAUAAUGGCGGUGCAGGAUACAAUGGCGGUGCAGGAUACAAUGGCGGUGCAGGAUACAAUGGCGGUGCAGGAUACAAUGGUGGGGCAGGAUACAAUGGCGGUGCAGGAAGCAAUGGUGGGGCAGGAUACAAUGGCGGUGCAGGAAACAAUGGGGUAAUGGAAGAUUCUACCAUUGCUUCAGUCGAUUACGAAACUGUAGAUACUGGGUAUAAUGGAAACGAAGGAAUUGGAUAUAACGGAAACAGAGGAAGUGGAUACUACGGGAAAAAAAGAAUUGUAUAUGGGAAAAGAUCAUACGCCAAAGCCCCAAAACUAUACGUCAAACUCCCAAAACCAUACGCCAAAGCCCCAAAACCAUACGCCAAAGCCCCAAAACCAUACGGCAAACCCAGAAAACUAUACGUCAAACUCCCAAAACCAUACGCCAAAGCCCCAAAACCAUACGCCAAAGCCAGAAAAGUAUACGCCAAAGCCCCAAAAGGUGGUUACUAAGGAUCUACCAGAUGCAACCAAAAUUUGGACGGCUCAUGUGUGUUUAUAUUGACAUUAUACAUUUGUAUCUUUUAAAUAUAAUUUUGUAAAAAAAAUGUUUUAUUAUAUAAUAUAUUCUAAAUACAUGUGUUAUUUGAA